GGCUCCCGAGUGAAUCUGGCGUCAAUAGACGAUCUUCGGCCAUGAUGUGUCACUCAGACUUUUCAGCUAGCAACUGCGAUGCAAGAAACUCUAACGAGUAGCAGCAUCGACAAACCAGUGUAACAACAUGUUACAGGGGACCAUGUAGUUGCUGUUGUUGUGUUGAGUCGUUGUUGCUAACGCUAACAGUUGAAGCUGGACGGUGCAGUGGCCAACGCAGACGGAUACAAGCUACUGUGAGUUUCAGUGGUGAAAGCUGGAAGUUUCUUGUCUCCUGUGAAGUGACUGAGGAAGAUACAAAAACUCUAAGGACACCGUUCUCUCCUCCAAGGCCUGAUCCCUGAGUGUGAGCCAAGUAUGCAACGUUAUGCAGCCUGAAGCUUUGAGUUCAUCCCCAGAGUUGUUAAGAAGAAUAAGGAGAAAUCUGCUUCUGGCUCUGUUUGCAUCAGCUAAUGCCCUCAAGACUAUUUCAUCCACUCUUGGCCUUACAUUAAAUUAUAUAACUUAUAUAAAAGUGUGACUGUUAGUUGGAGUGUGAACCACUUUGCCUCAGGGAAAAAAAAUCCUCAUGUGCCUGCCUUAUAACACUGCAUCGCUACAGAGCGCUAACAGUGUCCUGCUGACCUGCAGCACACGCGCAAGGCCUAGGUGUUGUACUGCUAACUGUCUCUGCAGCUGUAGUGGCAGUUAUGAUUGCUGCUGGUAAGGACUCAUCAAGAACUUUUAGUCAAUCUACAGCGACGAACAGAAAAUUCACAACUCUGUUCAGUUGGAGCUGACAUCUCAAAACUCAUUUCUUCUGGAAAAACACUAACUAAGUGGGGAGCAACCAGGAGGUACAGGUAUUUUCGCCUCAGGCUCAUUUGGUAUCAUCUCGACUAUAAAUCCCUGUUCUGCCUGUCCAUCUCCACCCAAGAUCCCCAACCCUUCAAAAAUAACCACAGCUUUGUUUGACUGUGCCAUGCCCACCAACCAGUCCUCCCCCUGGGGUGGGGGGAAGCUCCGGGUUUGCUCCAACGCUGAUAGUCCCACAACUACAACCUCUGUCAGUACACACGCCAAGACAGUUGCAGCCACUAAAGUGCCUUUUAGUCAGCCUUCCCUAGAGCUGUCCAGGAGAAAGGACCAAGCCAAACCUCUCUCCUCAAAUGUUGCCUCAUCUCCUUCCGCUGUGAGGCAGACAGCAGUGGCCCCAUCUGUGGUUUCUUUACAGGAGAGCGGUGAUAGAAGUAAAACUAACACCCAGAGCCAAUUCACCACUGUGCCAGACGGGUCUCCAGCCCUGCCACAACAAAUUGAUCGGAUUCAAGGUUCACACCAGUUACUGUCAACAGGACGGAAGCAGGCUAGUAGCAGCCUCAUAGAGACCAGUGCCCCUUCCUCCAUCCCCAAGAAGGAAUGCCAGGUUGGGUUAAAUGUUCAGCUGACGAGUACUACAGAGAAAUGUAUGUCGCUCCAGACCUCUCAACCUGGAAACACUUUAGCUAUGAGCAGAUGUCAGGCUGCCACAGGUGAUGCGCCAUUAGGAUUGGAGUCUCUUUCGUCAGUUUGUCAUCAGGACCUGUUCAUCAAAGGACAACCCGCUCUGCAACAAACUAACAAGUUGAUGCUUGAGGCCGCAGACUGUUCCUCCUCGCCUUCCUUGCCUCCUCUAUGCCUUACUCUUUGUGAACACCAGGGGACAGCAUUAGGAAAGGAUGCCUCCAGUCUCAACACUGCAAAAGUAGAAAUAAAAAGCACAACAAGAGAAACAACAACAACUACAAGGAAGAGUCAUUCAGAUAAACCAGCAACAAAAUCCAUUCAGGCACAGAACAGUUGCACAAAAAUAACUGCUUUAAAUAGUCCAUUGCUGGUAAGAGGUAGUCCUUCAUCAGUGGUGGCAGCAACUUCUCACAGUAAGCCCCAAACAACAGCAUCACUAGACACAAACAAGCAGGCCCAGGAAAGUCAGUGUUCACCAGGAAGCAACCUGUCCACAUGCAGAAGAAUAAGUCCUCCCGCAGCCAAUCCUUUUCCAAAUGGCCCCACGCCAACUGUGCUCAGUGCCAGUGUCAGUGCCACUCAGGUGGAGCAGCCCACAACGCUGGAUGCCAUCCCAGCCGUGGCCUCAUAUCCUCCAGGAGCCUUGGUGGGCUCUGUGACCACUAAGAUCUCCGCCAUCCACCUAACCAAGCAGGGACAACAUGCCUGCAUGUCAUCCUCAUCUCCCUCCCCUUCCUCUCCCUCACCGUCAGAGGAGUGUCCGGUUGGAGAGACUCAGCUAUCUGGUCAAGAGUGUGUUAUGCAAGUGGAUGGAGGUGAGGAGGAGCUGCCUGAUGAGCUGGAGAAUGCCUGUAGUGAUGAUGAUGAUUCAGACUGCUCGUCCAUCAACGGCACCUCAUCCACAGCAUCCCUUACACUCCUCGCUGGUAUUGAGGAGCCGAUGUCUUUGGAGGUGGAAGAUGAUAGAGAGGAGAGACCAGCUCUGGUUCCCAGUUUGUUCCCCUUCUUCCCUCCAACACUCUACUUCAGCACCGCCAAUGAGAAAGUGGAGCUGUUGCCUGCAGAACAAAGACGACUGUUAAAAUGGAAGAUGAGCCCAGUCACUCCAAAUGUUGUCAAAAACAUCAUCGCCAGGUCACACUUCAAAGUCACCAAGAAAAGCCAUGACUGGUUGGGCUGCUGGGGACACCACAUGAAGUCUCCUGGCUUCAAGGCUCUUGGAGAGCACCAGAAGUUGAACCACUUCCCAGGAACUUUCCAGAUUGGAAGGAAGGACCGGCUGUGGAGGAACCUGUCCAAGAUGCAGGUUCGCUUUGGCAAACAAGAGUUCAGCUUUUUCCCCCGAACAUUCAUCCUUCCUCAGGACAUCAAGCUGCUCCGCAAGGCCUGGGAGGACAGUGGCUCCAGGCAGAAAUGGAUCAUCAAACCUCCCGCCUCAGCCAGAGGAAUAGGUAUCCAGGUCAUCCACAAAUGGAGCCAGAUGCCCCGCAAAAGACCACUACUGGUCCAGAAGUAUCUUCACAAGCCCUACCUCAUCAGUGGUAACAAGUUUGACCUGCGGAUCUACGUCUAUGUGACAUCCUACGACCCACUCAGAAUUUACAUCUUCUCUGACGGACUGGUUCGAUUCGCCAGCUGCAAGUAUUCGUCUUCCAUGAAGACACUGGGCAACAAAUUCAUGCACCUGACCAACUACAGCGUCAACAAGAAAAACUCUGAAUACCAGACUAACAGCGACGACAAGGCCUGCCAGGGACAUAAAUGGGCUUUGAAGGCAUUGUGGCAGUAUCUUGGUUCUAAGGGAGUCAACACCACUCUGAUAUGGGAGAAGAUUAAAGACAUUGUGAUCAAAACCAUUAUUGCGUCAGAACCGUACGUUAACAGUCUGCUGAAGAUGCACGUCCGGACACCCUACAGCUGUCAUGAGCUGUUCGGCUUCGAUAUCAUGCUGGACAAGAACCUCAAACCCUGGAUCCUGGAGGUCAACAUAUCACCUAGCCUCCAUUCCAACACAGCGCUGGAUGUUUCCAUUAAAGGUCAGAUGAUCAGAGAUCUCCUGAACCUGGCUGGUUUUCAUAUUCCUCAAAGAGAAGAUGUGGUCGUCCCCUGCAGCAGCACCUCCAGCUCCACCAGCAGUCUGUAUGGGGGGAACAGGGAGAGGACCAAACCUGAUCUGUCUGCUGAUGAGAAGGUCAAACGGGCCUUUUACCUCACACAGCGCUACGCUGACCAGGACUUCCUCUCCACAGUGUUGGAUGUUUUGACUCCAGAGGACGUUCACAUGCUAGCAGAGAGCGAAGACGAGCUCAGUCGCAGAGGUCAGUUCGAGCGAAUUUUCCCAUCACCGGCAUCAUCUCGCUACCUCCGCUUCUUUGAGUGUUCGAGAUACCUCAACAUACUGCUAGACCAGUGGGAACAAAAGUACUGGAACAACAGGACCAAAGGUAUCAGUCUGCUGAGGACUCUCUGUCAGAAAGGAGUCCAUCUCGGAACCAAUGACCCUGCUCACAUGUGGUCCAAGUGUAGCUACACCUCCAAGUGUGAACCACACAGACGAGAACUUGUCAGCCCAUCCAGACCCAGGGUGGUGGUCAGCCACCAGCACCAGUCCGAUCGCGCCGACGAGGACGAUGGUUCAGACGGGGAUGUGGCCUCCGUUUCCAGCCUGCCUGUUUCUCCAAGUCCUGGAUCUAGUGUCACCAGCAGUGCCUGUGCAAGCCCUCAACCCAGCCUCACCCAGAGCCUGCUGCCCCAACAAUUCUCUUCGCUCUGAGACUUGGUUUGCUAACACGCUGCUUAGCACCCAGAACAGAAACAAAGCUCAGGGUCUAAGCCGUAGCCCUCACCUCUCUCUCAUAAACACCUUUUCCAGUGAUCUUCAUGUCUACUGGCUCAGAAACACUCACUCUGGACCAGACAUCUACUUAAAACUAGAACUUUGAAGCCUAGUAACAUAGAGUUAAGCGAGGUCUGGAUUUUGGUCUUUAACAGAAUUAUAGUUUGCGUCAGAAGGAGGUACGUAUAAAAUGUAACUAUAACAAAUGUGAUUUUGUGCAGAAAAUGGCUUGAAAAAAAAAGUAACGGGGGGAACAGCAGUCAGUUGAUGACUUAUCCUUUCUAAGUAAGCCUCCAUUGCCACAAUAGUGAAAAAAAUACAAUAUAUAAAUAGGACUUUACCAGUGUUUUUAUAUGUUUUAGGCCAUUUACUACAAAUCACAAAUAUGCCAACCAUUGUCCAGCCUUUCAGAUGGUGCAACGUCACAUCGUGUCUGCUUAACAUGACAAACAUUCAUUAUUUUACAGCAAUGCAGUGCAGACAACGUUUGAAGCAGAUAUGACAGGUGUGACCUCCUGAUUUAUUCCAGUAGUAUAUUGACAUUUAUCUCAAGUAUUCCGUUUAUCUCAUUAACAUUAUUAGCAUUUGGACAUGCUCAUUAAGGCUGUGUUAUCAAUAUUAGUACUGUGUGGAAAAAAAAAACCCAAUAGAAGUAGACAUGACAUUCAUUUGAGUGAGACUACUGCAUUGAAACAAUGGAGGGCGCUACACAGAGGCUCUAGCAAAUAAAACGCUGGCAAAAGCUAGUUUAACUUUUGUUGUCAUGCAGUGCAGCGUCACUCGGCCAUUUAAAUACGUGUAAGCAAACAUUCCAGGUACCUGGCGAUCGUCAAGACAUUAAAUUGUCACUGCGAUAACUUUUUAGAGUUUUAAUAUCCUGUCUGACAGUAUUAUAAAUUGCUGUGCAGUGUUUUGGUCUUACAGGCCUUAAAACUCAUAAAUGUAUUGCUUAAACCUGACUUCCUGAAUUGUUUUUCAUCAUCUCACCAGUGCGUGUAGCCAACACUCCCUGCUCGCACUGCCACCUAGAGGCGGCUGCUCUGAUGCAUUUAAUUUCCCAAAAGGCUGGUCCUCAUUGGACUUUGGUAGUAAACCUAAACUGUGAAUACAGACAUCAUGGACUUUCUCACAACCUACACCUCAAAGCUUUUGGUUUGGGCACAUUAGCAGGAGUAAAACUGCUAAACCAACAUUACCGUACAGACAAUAAAUAUAAGCUUGAACACAGUGGUCCAAAGUUGUGGUGAUGAAUAAUGACACAAUACUAUGGUUUCUAUUAUUGGUUUGGUGUUAAGAGGGCAGUUGUCAUCUUCCUAGCCUUACAGACACAAGCUUUGUGUGUGUUUGUGUUUGUGGAAUGGAGAGGAGAAGAAAAAAGAGCUAUCAGUGGACAAAUUAAGGGAGGAAUGGGGAAUUGGAGAGGAG
Molecule: messenger RNA, 5746 nt
Organism: Thunnus maccoyii (southern bluefin tuna)
Lineage: Eukaryota; Metazoa; Chordata; Actinopteri; Scombriformes; Scombridae
Gene: ttll4
Product: tubulin tyrosine ligase-like family, member 4
Exons: 22
Coding region: 962-4258 (1098 amino acids)
Biological process (GO): microtubule cytoskeleton organization; protein polyglutamylation
Cellular component (GO): cilium
Molecular function (GO): tubulin-glutamic acid ligase activity; tubulin binding
Source: RefSeq, a predicted model, not a curated record